UGUCGAACGAAAAUGCCAACCCUUCCAAAGGAAAAAUGAAAUAUUUUGCUCCACAAGCUAAUGCAAAAUGUUCUUCCUGCCAAGAAAAUGCCAGAAAACUAGACACGAUUAUUGAUAUUUUGGCGGAGCAUAAAGUUUUACUGGAUCGUGUUAUUUCUCAGAACGCAUUUGUGGACAAUAUUAUGACAAUUUUUCCAAUUGAAUCGGAAGAAAAACUUCGAGAAUUUGAUCGAAUUCUCGCAACACAAGCAGAUCUAUAUACUCGACAAAUGAAAAAUCUCAUUGCAGGUAACGCUGAACGUAAUUUGCAUAAAGUAUUUGGAAGAAAUAUUAUUAUGGAUUUUAAUGUUGACGGAACUUUCGGGAAAAAAGGUCUACGAGAUUUUGGUAAUGUACUUGCCGCCAUAAUAGAAGUUAUAUCAACAUUUAAUAAAUUACCUGACAAGACUUUACGAGCAGCGUUCCAACGCCAAAAGAAAAAGUAUUUUAAGAUCAACAAACGAAGCAGGCGCACCGAAGAAAAGGAACAAGAUGAAAAUGAUGAAGAACCACAAAUUUAACUGAAUGUUUUUAUGUUAUACUAUAUAAUUUUAAAAUCCUAGUUCUAACACUAUUCAGUUUUAUUAAAAAUAAGACAAGGUUUGGCCAGCCUUGAAAAAAGUGAGCUAUAUAUGUAAUCCAUUUCUUAAUUUAUUACCUUGCCUAAAAUUCGCAGACUGUUUUAGAUUAAUUAAAUAUAUUGUGUGUAGAUUGAACUGUGCUUUACUUUUGUUUUUGUUACUUAAUAACUGCGUUAAAAAUGUAACGUUGUUAAAUACUUAUUCUAUUACAAGCAUUUUCCUAAAAAUCUCAAAUGACUAUUUGGUUCGAAUGCCUCCAUAUGAUCUCGAAAGGACUAAUGGUCUUCUAGUGUUUAUUUGGUUCAAAUGUCUACAUAUAGCUCAGGAUACCCAAUAAAAUGCAGUGAUUAUUUGGUUCAAACGUCACCAUAUAAACUUAAAAGAUCUAAUCUUUUUCUAGUGAUUAUUUGGUUCAAAUGUCUACAUAUAGCUCAGGAUACCCAAUAAAAUGCAGUGAUUAUUUGGUUCAAACGUCACCAUAUAAACUUAAAAGAUCUAAUCUUUUUCUAGUGAUUAUUUGGUUCAAAUGUCUACAUAUAGCUCAGGAAACCCAAUAUAAUGUAGUGAUUAUUUGGUAUACACGUCAUCACAUAAUCUCAAAAGAUAUAAUCUUUUUCUAGUGACUAUUUGGUUCAAAUGUCACCAUAUAGUCCCAAAAGAACUACUUAGUCAAUAUAGUCAAGGUCUACUGGUACUUCUCCUAUGACAAGCCUAUGUUAAAUGUCCAUAGGAAAUUACAUUGGUUGUGGUAUACUUUUUCACUAGUACUAGCGACAAUGUCACCAGUAAAACACUACAAUUUUACUAAAGCUGCUCGCUGCAGGGUAUUUAAAA
This is a messenger RNA of Musca vetustissima, 1454 nucleotides long. RefSeq lists its product as uncharacterized. NCBI's taxonomy places the organism in Eukaryota, Metazoa, Arthropoda, Insecta, Diptera, Muscidae. The record is from RefSeq and is a predicted model, not a curated record. The transcript is spliced from 4 exons. Bases 36 to 560 code for a protein of 174 amino acids.